AUGCAUCUUUUAUCUAUAUCGCUGUUAUGGAUAAUCUGCUCUUCUCUUCAAGCGAAUGACAAAUAUGGUUCAUAUUUUUACGCAUUUGAUGAGGAUCCAACCGUACCAUCGUGUGAUAAGAAGCCAAUUAUGUUUGACUUAAUGGUUGAUUUUUUAAUGAUGGUUCAAGCAGAAGCAACGAAUAAUACACAACCAUGUGUCCGGGCUGGCCUGGGUCCCGGUUUCUUUGUACCUCCAUCAACCGCCCGAUCAGUUCAUGCUGUUGCUACCAUUGCUUAUAAUAUUUAUGCACGAUAUAGUUCAGUUGCAUUGCCACGUUCACAGUGGGAUGGAUGGGUUCGUAUGAGUGCCAAUACUAAAGCAGCAGAUUGUGUUUAUAUCUAUGGUGUUUAUUUUAUUGAACACUAUUUAUUACCGGAAAGAUUAGAAGUACAAAAAUUAAAAGAAAAAUAUGAACGAGACUUUGGGUGUACACUAAAUUGGGUUAAUGAUGGUUCAGGUAACGCAGAGUUAGCAUUAGUGUCAAAAGACGUUACACAUUUAAUAUCGGAAUUAGAGGACGAUGGUUUUAAUCAACGUGGUUGUUUUGCUGAUACAACAAAUUUUAAACCCAUAAAUCCACCAUGUACCUUCGAUAAUCGAACAACGGUUCAAGCUUGUUUUGAUUAUACCACUACACAUAAUACGACUCUAAAUUACGCCGAAAUUAUCAAACAUGGCUAUAUUAAUACUGCACGUUGUACAGCUCUAUCACAAUCUCAACGAUGUAAAACAUUUGCCUUACAAAAAUUAACUGAUUAUCUAGCUCCACCUUUAUUAGAAGCAAAAUCAUUUGAAAAUGGAACAUUUAUGGAAUUUGAUGAUCAAUUUUUAGAACUCAUUGAAAUUCAGAAAGGCCUAAACGAUGACAAUGCAAAACCACAAUUAAUUGCCGAAUAUUGGGCCGAUGGUCCAGGCAGCACAGCUACGCCUGGACAUUGGCAAUCUAUAACAUUAAAUAUGAUACACCGAUUAUGUUAUGAUAAUAAUGAUGCAGUGAAAAUUUUAUUUGUUGUAAGUGCAGCUACUUAUGACGCUGGCCUAGCUGCAUGGCAAAAUAAAAGAUUAUUGGCAUCAUUCACAUAUUAUGCACUGAACUUUAGUGAUGACCGUGAAAUAACUGUGGGAUAUGUGGGUAACGAUUUUUUUCAAAAUCAUUAUAUAUUUUACAAAAUCCAGUGCUGCAGAAGUUUUACAGGACAAUGGGUACUAUUACAUGUUAAAGAUUGUUAUAUGAUGAUCAUUAAGAAGCCAAAAAGCACAUUUCGCAAUACUAGAAUCACAUCAUACAAUUCUGUUCGUCCAGCUACAUACAUUCCAACACAAAAAUUAAAUCAAAUCUUUACACAACAAUUUCGUGGAAUGUAUUGUGAUUUUGGUACUAUUGAGGGAUGGCAAUGGUCCCCCUAUCAAGAGGACAGAGUAAUAACACCAGAAUUUCAAGAAUAUAUAAGUGGACAUAGCACAUUCUCCAGAGCAGCUUCUGUUGUUCUUGAAAAAUAUACAAAAAGUCAAAGUGUUCCUUACGGAGGUUUGGCAGUUACCAUUAAAGCAGGAAAAUCACUUUUCCAACCGAAAUGUGCUGCAAAUGAAUCAUGUUAUUACGCAUGUCGUAUUAAUAGUAGUCAAAAUUCAGAGAAUCAUUAUCAACCACAGGUUGAUGUCACUUUAGGUCCUUGGCGUACAUAUCGAGAAAUAGCUAAUGAAGCUUCUAUAAGUCGUAAAUAUGGCGGAAUUCACAUUGCUGCCGGGGAUAUAAAUGGGAGAAUCAUUGGACAGAAAGUUGGAGAAAUAGUGUGGGAAAAAGUCUCAUCAUUAUUCAACGAAGAUGCCACCCCUGGAUCUGGCCAGAAAUCAUCAUAUAACCACAACUAUUUGCUUUUAAGCUUUAUUUUUGCUUUCA
Molecule: messenger RNA, 1942 nt
Organism: Didymodactylos carnosus
Lineage: Eukaryota; Metazoa; Rotifera; Eurotatoria; Philodinida; Philodinidae
Source: the annotation of a GenBank genome assembly